Molecule: messenger RNA, 7354 nt
Organism: Trematomus bernacchii (emerald rockcod)
Lineage: Eukaryota; Metazoa; Chordata; Actinopteri; Perciformes; Nototheniidae
Gene: diaph2
Product: diaphanous-related formin 2
Biological process (GO): actin cytoskeleton organization; actin filament polymerization
Cellular component (GO): cytoplasm; actin filament
Molecular function (GO): microtubule binding; actin binding; small GTPase binding
Source: RefSeq, a predicted model, not a curated record
CAGAACGCGGGUGGGUGGAAUCACCGUGGGCCUGGCUUUCAAGCUUGGUUGCGAAGAGCCAUCACCGCUGUGAGAACUGACUUACUGCCUAGCUGAGGAGACAUCAGGACGGAUACCAUAUCCUACCACACCUCUUCUUCUCCAAGCAGUUGGAUACUGUUCAGGAACUUUUUGAAACCGGUCAACAUUAUAAUUUUUUUUGCCUUUUUAAACGGAAUGGAUUUUGAAAAGACCUAACCUGGAUGGUUUGCUGUCUUGUUAAAAGCCUGCUGUUGGAGUUUGCCAAGUUUUGAGGAGGUUGCAUCAAGUCUUUUUGGAGGGGAACUAACUGAAAGCCGAAAUAUGGAUCAAGCCAGCGGCGGGGAGGACCCGAAUAAACCCUCUAAAAAGAAGUCCAACGAGGACGAGAGUAAAAACAAAAAGCUGAACAUACAUAUAAAAACAUUGGCUGAUGAUAUGCGUGACCGCAUUACCAGUUUCCGGAAAACGGGGAAUAAGAAGGAGAAGCCCCUUAUACAGCACUCAACGCAGCACUCCACAGAUCCCCUCUUUACCCAGGUGGAAAUGCCUGUUCCUCAGCCCCUUUUUGACGACCGCUCUAUGAACCUCUCGGAGAAGGAGAUCAAUGACCUCUUUGAGAAGAUGAUGGAGGACAUGAACCUGAAUGAAGAACGCAAAGCCCCUCUGCGUGGAAAGGAAUUGAGCACCAGACGAGAAAUGGUGGUCCAGUACAUCUCCGCCACUGCCAAAUCUAUAACUGGAAGCAAAGUUCCGGGUGGACUUAGGAACAGCAGGCAUGAGAGUACACUUUCCUCCCAAGAAUAUGUCCACGAGCUGCGCUCUGGCAUCACAGAAGAAAAGCUGCUCAUCUGCCUGGAGUCGCUCAGAGUGUCUCUCACAAGUAACCCUGUCAGUUGGGUUAAUAAUUUCGGUCAUGAGGGUCUUGGUCUUCUACUGGAAGCGCUGGAGAAGCUGCUGGAUAAGAAACAGCAAGAAAAUAUUGAUAAACGGAACCAACAUAAGCUUAUCCAAUGCUUGAAGGCUUUUAUGAACAACAAGUAUGGACUGCAAAGGAUCUUGGGAGAUGAGCGGAGCCUGCUGCUGUUGGCUCGAGCCAUUGACCCAAAACAGACCAGCAUGAUGACUGAGACCGUCAAAAUUCUGUCUGCUUUCUGUAUUAUUGGAGAGGAAAACAUCCUGGAUAAGAUUCUAGCUGCCAUGACAAUUGCUGCAGAGAGGAACAACAAAGAGAGAUUUGCUUCGAUUGUGGAAGGACUGGAGAACCAUGAAGCCCAGCAGCUCCAGGUUGCUUGCAUGCAGCUGAUCAAUGCGCUGGUCACCUCCCCCGAUGACCUGGACUUCCGGAUACACCUACGCAACGAGUUCUUGAGAUGUGGCCUCAAGAAGAUCCUACCUGAGCUGAAAGAGACAGAGGAGCUCGACAUUCAGCUGAAGGUGUUCAAUGAGAACAAGGAGGAGGACUCCAUCGAACUCUCACAUCGCCUGGAUGACAUUCGCGCUGAGAUGGAUGAUAUGAAUGAAGUAUACCACCUCCUGUCCAACAUGGUGAAAGACACAGGAUCAGAGACCUACUUCCUUUCAAUUCUUCAACACCUUUUGCUCAUCAGGAAUGACUAUUACAUCAGGCCUCAGUAUUACAAGGUGAUAGAAGAAUGCGUGUCCCAGGUGGUUCUGCAUCGCAGUGGGAUGGACCCUGACUUUGGCUACAGUAAACGAUUGGACGUGGACUUCACCCACCUGAUUGAUCAGUGUGUGGAUAAAGCCAAAGUUGAGGAGAGUGAGCAGAAUGCUGCAGAGUACUCCAAAAAGUUUGAUGAGGAGUUCAGUGCACGGCAGGAGGCGCAGGCCGAGUCUCAGAAGAAGGAAGAGAAGAUCAAAGAGUUGGAGGGGAAAAUCCAGGCCCUGGAGUCCCAGUUAACUAUUGAAAAAGACAAGCUCACAGAGGCUCAGAGACUCAUCAGUGAAUCUGAAGCCAAGAUUGCAGCGGGUCCAACUGCGCCCGGACCCCCACCUCCACCACCUCUUCCAGGGGGUGCAGCGGCCCCCCCACCUCCUCCACCACCUCCUCCCCCACCUCUACCUGGUGGCUGUUUUCCCCCUCCACCACCUCCUCCUCCUCUCCCUGGUUAUGCUGGGAUACCUCCACCCCCCCCGCCACCCCCUGGCUGUGGACCCCCACCACCUCCACCCUUCUUUGGGGGCCCAGGCGGGCCUCCACCCCCCCCCUCAUUGCCUGUCAUAAAGCUGCCUUACGGACUGAAGGCCAAGAAAACCUACAAGCCUGAGACCGUGAUGAAGAGAGUGAACUGGACCAAGAUAGUGCCUCAGGAAAUGGCAGAGAAUUGCUUCUGGAUCAAAGUCAAAGAAGAGAAGUUUGAGAAUCCUGACCUAUUUGCUCAGCUCUCCCAGUGCUUCUCCUCGCAGAGCAAAGUGAAGAAAGACGUGAAAGAUGAGACUGAUGACCGAAUGCAACAUUUCAAGAAAAAGGCAAAAGAGCUUCGCAUCCUGGAUGCCAAAACAGCUCAGAAUCUCUCAAUUUUCUUGGGCUCGUUCCGCCUGCCUUAUGAAGAGAUCCGGGACAUUGUGCUGGAGGUAGACGAGGAAAGACUGAGCGAAUCACUCAUCCAGAACCUGAUAAAGAACCUGCCGGAGCAGAAAGAGCUGAAUGCGCUGGCGGAACUAAAGGGUGAAUAUGAAGAGCUCGUGGAGUCGGAGCAGUUUGGCAUUGUGAUGAGUUCAGUAAAACUGCUACGACCACGUCUUAACGGCAUUAUAUUCAAGCUGACGUUUGAGGAGCAGGUGAACAACAUCCGGCCGGACAUCAUGAAUGUGACAUUUGCCUGUGAGGAGGUGAAGAAGAGUGAAGGCCUAAGCAAACUCCUGGAGUUGGUGUUGCUGGUCGGCAAUUACAUGAAUGCCGGCUCAAGGAAUGCCCAGACGUUUGGUUUCAACGUCAACUUCCUUUGCAAGCUCCGAGACACUAAAUCCAUCAGUCAGAAUACCACUCUACUUCAUUUCCUCGUUGAGAAGUGUGAAGAGGCUCACCAAGAGAUUUUGAGGUUUCCAGAUGAACUGGAGCAUGUGGAGAGUGCCAGCAAAGUGUCUGCUGAGAUCUUAAAAAGCAGUUUGACCACCAUGGAAAGUCACAUUCAGAGGCUUGAGAACGACAUCGAGAACUUCCCCAAAACAGAUGACAAACAAGAUAAGUUUGUGGAAAAGAUGUUGGGCUUCUCCAAGCAUUCAAGGGAGCAGUAUGAAAAACUGUCAACGAUGCACAAGAACAUGCAAAAGCUCUACGAGAAUAUAGGCAGUUUUUUGGCCUUUGACCCCCACUCAGUCAGUGUGGAGGAUUUCUUCGGACAGCUCGCCAACUUCCGCCUGCUCUUCUUGGAAGCAAUGAAGGAGAACCACAAGAAGAAGGAGAUGGAGGAGAAGAUCAAGAGAGCCAAGCUGGCGAAGGAGAAAGCAGAGCGGGAGAAGCAGGAGCGCCAGCACAAGAAGAAGCAGCUGAUUGACAUGAACAAAGAGGGAGAUGAGACUGGUGUAAUGGAUAGCCUAAUGGAAGCCCUGCAGUCCGGAGCUGCCUUCCGUGAUCGGAGAAAAAGGACACCACGAAAUGGUGAUCAAAGCCCUUCCAGUCCAUCCUCUCGGUGGCCGGGUGCUAACUAUGGUAACAGAACACUAGACAACCGGCGCGCAGUCCUGGAAAGGUCUCGCUCACGCCACAACGCAAACCACCCAGCUCGAUGAUCGCCCACGCCUACCACAAGACGCUAGAUAAGUGCCAAAGAGGCCUGCGAGGUGGAGACUUGGAAGACAUCUGAAGGAGGGACAGACCGCCCCUCACUGUAGCGCUCAAACACAUAUCACUCACACAUCAACAAACAACAAGAAUGAAACUGCAGAAUCCACACAGAACUGAAGCGUCUACCAUACAUCACAAACACUUUUAAUUAUCAUGCUCUUCCUCUGAUGCCUUACAUAUUUAUUCAACACUUUCUCAUCACUCUCAAUAUGUGUGUCCUAUUUAGAUUAGGGCUGCUGCGGUUUAAAGAAGGUGCUUUUUGCUUGGAAUUACAUUUUGAUUCAUGCUAGUUGAUUUUUAUUUGUAUUUAAAUGCUUCAGUUCACAUAGAAAAGAGGCAAGGAGGACUGAACCAUAGUGUGCAUUUAUGGUCCUGACAAGCAUACGACAAACAGCACACUCAGUGCCGGCGGUCCUUUAAAUGCAAGACGGAGAUUCAACAGCCAUUAUCCUGCUGAUGUUUUCUUCAACAGUUCUCUGAACUCUUCACAGAGGAGGAAUAUGUUUCUUUGUAUUUUGUCGUAUUUCUGUCACUAGCAAAUGUACAAAAAAAAAAUCCCACAAAGCCAAGGGAAGCGUUUCCUGUCUGCGCCAAUAUUUCACAGCAUGUGACUCAUGGAGAUAUCGAAACUGUAAUCUCCGUUUUGACAGGACGCAUUUUAUUUUUAGUUGUGUAAUAUCUGACCGAUGCCUUCGGGGGCUGAUCUCUGUUCCAAGGUCGCUUUUGCUGUUCACGUGAGAGACUGACACAUUUCUAAAUGCAUAUAACUGCCGAGAGGGGCAAACCCGACCCUUUGACCUUUCCUGCUGUCACACAGGUUUCAGUGGGGGGGGGGGUUGAUUGUACAAAGGUAUAACAACGUUUUAAAUGUGAUUCUAUUUUAAUCUGUGUAUAUUUUUGUUUAUAGGAGGUCUCUCUCAAUAGGACAAAUGGGAACAAAGUGCUCUAUUUAGAAUUCCCAGAUUUAAUUAUUUACCCGUUUUCCCAAAAAUAAAUAGAUCAAUAAAAAGAAGCUAUGUAGGAAAACAAAUGUAAACUUAGGGUCAUAUGUACACAUUGUUUUCAACAUGUUUUUACCGCUAUGAAGGUGUAAUUAACAUAAACAGGGAUACGCAGCUUAAAGGGUAAAUGUAUAAUGUUUAAGAAAUGCAAAAUGUUCUUAAAAAAACAUGAAAUAUUGUAUUGAUAAAGUAAAACAAAGGUUUCAGCAUGGACACACACACACCUGAUUCUUGGUGUUAAUGUGCAGAUCAGUUGAAACUCUGCUGUAAGUUUUGUUUCUCCGUAAGGACCCAAUGUCACACCGUUCCUUCACGUGAACUAUUUAUUCAUAUAUUCAUGCCUAGGGCCACCCUGUCCCCUCACUGCCCUAAACUGUAAGCAGAUGCUACUAAAAAACAACCACUGAAUCCACAUGGAGAGUGGGCACGAGCAGAAUAUCGACUAAGGGGCACAGAAGACAAGAUGAUGCUUGUCUUAGCAAGUCAGUCUCCAACGGCCCUUCAAUUCCCUAACACUAAUAGCAUAAGUGACCCUUUUUACCAUAACACAAGUUACUUCAGUAAUACCAGAGCUUUGCUUCAAGCUUUGUGUGUUUGUGUGAGCGCCAUGCCAGCUCAGUAAUCGGACAGGAAACCAGACAAAAUAGGAUCCAGUGUGCUUGACUCCUGGGCUGAAGAGAUGGAGAUUUUUCAUUUAAACUAAUCUGCAGCUGCUGUUUGUGAUGUGUCUGUUUCAUGAUGCCUCCUCUCCCGGCCCGCAUGCUUCUAAAAAUGCAAUUUUACACAUCAACUCGGCUCAAGGUGCAUCCACAAUGCUCUGAGAAGACUGCAUAUUUAAGAAGACAAUAAUUCUCCUAAGGUGAACGCAGUCGCUCGGAGAAAGUAUAGAAAAUGAGGUUUCCGCAUAAGGGAUGCUGCGAGGAUAAGGGUUUAAAGGUGUGUUGUAUACAGCGGGGAAGGAGAUGAUUUCCUUUUUUAAUCUCAAUUUACCCUCUGUUCUAACACUACCACGGUUUAUGUAAAGUAUUGAAUAUCAGAUCCCCACCUACACCAAUGUCUGCUGUGACGUUUGGUGUUUUUCAACCCUCUGAUUGAAUACUGCACACGCCAAAACAACCAGUAGUUCAUGGUUGUCAAUUUGACUGACACUUUUUUCUUGAUUAUUAAAUCAAAUCAGAUUAUUUUCACAUGUGCCAAUUUCUUUUUAGUUUUUGGAAAAACAGAGUUCUCCCCAUACAAUGACGGAACAUUUCUGUUUUAAUUUUAUUUUCUAUAUCAAAGGGAGUACAGGUAUCUUUUUUUGUCAAAGUAUGAAAAAGAUUGUACAGACUUAAAAAGUUGUAUUUUAUUUUAACAAUUAUUUGAUGAAAAUGUAUCCAAUUAUGAACUGUCAUUCAACUAGGAGAUUUUGAUGUGAUAGUCAUGUGGUAUUUCUCAUCUGAAACACUCAAAAAUAUUUAGUUAGAUGUAAUUUAUUUGGACUUUUGUAAAAAUGAAUUUCCAUUGUAGAGCGUGAUGAGCUAGGAGCUACGGUGUUAGCAGUUGUAGAAGUUUCAGAUCAUCCAUCUUCUCUACAACAGUGUGAUGCAACAUUACAAGUGCAGGUUUGAUGCUGUUCAAUACAUAAAAUGGAUGGAGAGCAUCGGCGGAAAACAUGCCAGUUGUGUUUCUAAAGAAAGAAGAAUGGUUCAUUUAUAAUAGAAACUUCUACAAUGACAACAUUCCUCAACAUCCCUGUAAGUGAUUGAAUCCUUUCCCCCCCCUCAUUCCAUCUUUUAGGAUAAUCAGAGUUAUGUGUGAAUAUAGAAAAUAGCAGGAGUGUUUCAGGUCAAAAGAACCUGUAUUGUUCCAUCAUCUUAGUGUGAAAAACAGGCCUAUAUGUGUUUGUGCCGAUCAUCCCAUGGUAUUUUAGCUUGUGACUAACAAACCUGAACCUGUUGACUUGUGCUCAUGGUGAUUAUAGGAAUGAGGAGGCAGGGGUAUGAAUUAUUGACCAUCUGUAAAAGGUGCCAUUUUGGUGUCAGUUGGUGGUUUAUUUAAAAGAAAAGUUUCGGAUCUCACUCGGACUCAGAGACUGUGCACUUUACCUCACAAGAGAUUCUGCUCAGGCAGAGGAAGAGUUGUUUGGAUACGACAUUGCCACUAACAGAGCAAACUAUUUGCAAAGUCUUUCUUUUGGUAAACACUUCCAGCUGCCACAUAUCCAGUUCUUCCCUACUUUGUGAGUGCUUGCUAUUGAUUUGUGGAAGACCAAUUGCGGCUGAAGGAAUAAACACCGCUCAUAGCUGUUGGCAAACCCUGUCCGACCGUGAUGUGUAAGCUGCCAUAUCCCUGCCUACCCUCGUCGGUGUCAUUAUGUUUUAUUGUCUUAAGAAACAUUUAUAUUUGUAAAAGUUUAAGCUUAUUUGUAUCCUUAAGAACAUGAAUAAAUACAAUGGUUAUGCACACUGUCCUUCCAUAGAACAUGUAAUGUAUCAUCAUACUAAAUAAUAACCACUUUGUUAUAUAAACAGGUUUCUGAAAAAUA